Messenger RNA from Eutrema salsugineum, 1077 nucleotides. RefSeq names its product RING-H2 finger protein ATL34. NCBI's taxonomy places the organism in Eukaryota, Viridiplantae, Streptophyta, Magnoliopsida, Brassicales, Brassicaceae. The transcript has a single exon. The record is from RefSeq and is a predicted model, not a curated record. The coding region runs from base 1 to 1077 and encodes 358 amino acids. Gene Ontology annotation, molecular function: zinc ion binding.
AUGACAAUCCGAAAGAUUCCAAUCCUGCUUUGUCAUCAUGCUGUCUACAUAUUGUUGCUUGUUCUCCAAGUCACAGGCCAGCCGCAGACUGAAACCACUGGUCCAUAUGGUCCACAACUAAGAAGACAAAACCAAGUACCAGCGGUAAUAAUUGGAAUGCUUAUGUUCACGCUCUUAUUCAGCAUCCUCGCUUGCUGCGUUUGCUAUAAAUACACAAACACAUCUCCUCCUGGAACAAGCUCUGAUACCGAUGAAGGAGGUCGUGCCGGAGGAGCAGCGUGGACAAGGAGGACAACCCGUGGACUUGAAAAGGAUGUCAUAAAGUCGUUUCCUUCCUUUCUUUACUCACAAGUUAAAGGGCUAAAGAUAGGCAAUGGUGGCGUGGAAUGUGCCAUCUGCCUGAACGAGUUUGAGAACGAGGAAACGUUGCGUUUGAUGACUCCUUGUAGCCAUGCAUUUCAUGCUGAUUGCAUCGAUGUCUGGCUCUCUUCUCGCUCUACUUGUCCUGUUUGUCGCGCCAAUCUCGCUCCCAAACCGGGCAGUGAUCAAAGCCUUAUAUAUCCAUUUAUACGCCCACAUAUCAAUCAAGAUAUUGAUCUUGAAACAGGAAACGCACGAAGAAGUGUCUUGGAAUCUCCAGACAUGCGUUUGUUAGAGGGAUUAACAUGGAGCAGUAACAACAAGACAAACAGACCACCCCGAUCUAGGUCUACAGGGUCAUCCAACUGGCGAAUAACGGAGAUACUAUUCCCAAGAUCUCAUUCUACGGGGCAUUCUCUGGUCCCACUAGGAGAGAAUCUAGACAGAUUCACGUUGCAGUUACCAGAAGAGGUAAGGAGACAGUUGAGUCACAGGUCGCUACCACAAGCUAGGAGUUCAAGGCGAGGCUAUAGAAGCGGUAGCGUUGGGAGCGGAAGGAGAGGUUUUCCUGAUGGACGCCGAAAUAGUCGACGGACCAUUUCUCUUUCUUUCUCUUUCUCAUUUCAAACUGCCUCUGUUCAGUCAGCAAAAGGAAAGGAGAAAGAGUUUGGAGAAGGGUCAUUUGAACGCCUUAAGCCAGAGAUGGCCUCCUCUUAA